Messenger RNA from Cercocebus atys (sooty mangabey), 4308 nucleotides. It is a transcript of the gene USP43, whose product is annotated as ubiquitin specific peptidase 43. Gene Ontology annotation, biological process: protein deubiquitination. NCBI's taxonomy places the organism in Eukaryota, Metazoa, Chordata, Mammalia, Primates, Cercopithecidae. The coding region runs from base 831 to 3602 and encodes 923 amino acids. Gene Ontology annotation, molecular function: cysteine-type deubiquitinase activity. The transcript has 14 exons. The record is from RefSeq and is a predicted model, not a curated record.
AACUCAUUUUGCAAGAUCUUGCCAGAUUAAUUAUAAACCUGACAGUUGCAUGGGAUCAAGAGGGGGCGGGGGGCCCAGGGUUACCCAGGGAAUCAAGGGCGGGACAAGGCCAAACUAAUUCUGAUUGGGCAAUCAUUCAGCAAGGAUUGUGCGUUAAGGAGUGAACCAGAAACCGCGUAGGGGGCGCGCCUGAGAGCCUGAAAACUUCCUGGUAAGCAAAUACUGAGGUUGGAAAGGGCCUGAACCCGGCAGUCCAGAGAUCCAGGUCGAGUUCCGGUUUCCCUGCUUACGGGUCGGGCGGCCUCCCUACGUUGCGAUAACCCCUCUGAGCGCCCUUCCUUGCCGAUUAAAGCAAGGAUGAUCAAGUCUCACAAGUGUUUGGAAAAUGAUUCUAACCCAAUCUCUGGUGUAAAAAAAGCAAACCACAACCACUCGGGAGCUUUUUUUUUUUUUUUUUUUUAACAGGGCAACACGUGGCUCCCAGUUCGGGUCCCGAGUGGGCGGGUGCAGGCACAGGCUCUGCCUCCCCUAAAAGGGCAGACGGUCUGAAAGGGGGUGGCGACACCUGUCCGCACACACCUGAGCCUGCGGAGGAACGAGCGGUGCACAAAAGCGCUCCCCACCCCCACACAGCACCCAGCGCGCGCCUCUCACCACGCCCGAGGCUGUGCUCUGGAGAUGCCUGCCUUGCCCUUUUCUUCCUGCAGUAGCCAGGCCUUUGCCAUUUACUGGGCGCUUUCAGAAUGUUCAUUCCUCCAUAAUUUCCACUGCUCGAAGGCUGCUCGAGGAACAGCAGCAGAGGCGAAACCCAGGUCUGUCGGUUUACGAGAAUGCAGUUUCCAAGUAUGGCUCUCAGUUCCAAGGCAAUUCCCAGCAUGACGCCCUGGAAUUCCUGCUCUGGUUGCUGGAUCGUGUACACGAGGACCUGGAGGGUUCAUCCCGAGGGCCGGUGUUGGAGAAGAUCUUCCUUGACUUGUCCCCACUGCCUGAAACAGAGCAACACCUUCGAUCCUUUCCUGUGUGUGUCCCUACCUAUCCCCUUGCGCCAGACGAGGUUCUUGAGUGUCACCUUGGUCUUCCCCUCUAAGAGCCAGCGGUUCCUGCGGGUUGGCCUGGCCGUGCCAAUCCUCAGCACAGUGGCAGUCCUGAGGAGGAUGGUUGCAGAGGAAGGAGGUGUCCCUGCAGAUGAGGUGAUCUUAGUUGAACUGUAUCCCAGUGGAUUUCAGCGGUCUUUCUUUGAUGAAGAGGACCUGAAUACUAUCGCAGAGGGAGAUAAUGUGUAUGCCUUUCAAGUUCCUCCCUCACCCAGCCAGGGGACUCUCUCAGGUAUAACAGCUCAUCCACUGGCUCUGUCGGUCUCCCCACGCCUGGCAGCCCGUGAGGGCCAGCGAUUCUCCCUCUCUCUCCACAGUGAGAGCAAGGUGCUAAUCCUCUUCUGUAACUUGGUGGGGUCAGGGCAGCAGGCUAGCAGGUUUGGGCCGCCCUUCCUGAUAAGGGAAGAUAGAGCUGUUUCCUGGGCCCAGCUCCAGCAGUCCAUCCUCAGCAAGGUCCGCCAUCUUAUGAAGAGUGAAGCCCCUGUACAGAACCUGGGGUCUUUGUUCUCCAUUCGCGUUGUGGGACUCUCUGUGGCCUGUAGCUAUUUGUCUCCGAAGGACAGUCGGCCCCUCUGUCACUGGGCAGUUGACAGGGCGUUGCAUCUCAGGAGGCCGGGAGGCCCUCCACAUGUCAAGCUGGCGGUGGAGUGGGAUAGCUCUGUCAAGGAGCGCCUGUUCGGGAACCUCCAGGAGGAGCGGGCGCAGGAUGCCGACAGCGUGUGGCAGCAGCAGCAGGCGCACCAGCAGCACAGCUGUACCUUGGAUGAAUGUUUUCAGUUCUACACCAAGGAGGAGCAGCUGGCCCAGGACGAUGCCUGGAAGUGUCCGCACUGCCAAGUCCUGCAGCAGGGGAUGGUGAAGCUGAGUUUGUGGACGCUGCCUGACAUCCUCAUCAUCCACCUCAAGAGGUUCUGCCAGGUGGGCGAGAGAAGAAACAAGCUCUCCACGCUGGUGAAGUUUCCACUCUCUGGACUCAACAUGGCUCCCCAUGUGGCCCAGAGAAGCACCAGCCCCGAGGCAGGACUGGGCCCCUGGCCUUCCUGGAAGCCGCCGGGCUGCCUGCCCACCAGUUGCCCGCUGGACUUCCUGUACGACCUGUACGCCGUCUGCAACCACCACGGCAACCUGCAAGGUGGGCAUUACACAGCCUACUGCCGGAACUCUCUGGAUGGCCAGUGGUACAGUUACGAUGACAGCACGGUGGAACCGCUUCGAGAAGAUGAGGUCAACACCAGAGGGGCUUAUAUCCUCUUCUAUCAGAAGCGGAACAGCAUCCCUCCCUGGUCAGCCAGCAGCUCCAUGAGAGGCUCUACCAGCUCCUCCCUGUCCGAUCACUGGCUCCUACGGCUCGGGAGCUACGCUGGCAGCACAAGGGGAAGCCUGCUGUCCUGGAGCUCUGCCCCCUGCCCCUCCCUGCCGCAGGUUCCCGACUCUCCCAUCUUCACCAACAGCCUCUGCAACCAGGAAAAGGGAGGGCUGGAGCCCAGGCGUUUGGUGCGGGGCGUGAAAGGCAGAAGCAUUAGCAUGAAGGCACCUACCGCUUCCCGAGCCAAGCAGGGACCAUUCAAGACCAUGCCUCUGCGGUGGUCCUUUGGAUCCAAGGAGAAACCACCAGGUGCCUCUGUCGAGUUGGUGGAGUACUUGGAAUCCAGACGAAGACCUCGGUCCACGAGCCAGUCCAUUGUGUCGCUGUUGACGGGCACUGCGGGUGAGGAUGAGAAGUCAGCAUCGCCGAGGUCCAACCUCGCCCUUCCUGCUAACAGCGAAGAUGGUGGGCGGGCCAUCGAAAGAGGUCCAGCCGGGGUGCCCUGUCCCUCAGUUCAACCCAACCACUGUCUGGCCCCUGGAAACUCAGAUGGUCCAAACACAGCAAGGAAACUCAAAGAAAACGCAGGGCAGGACAUCAAGCUUCCCAGAAAGUUUGACCUGCCUCUCACUGUGAUGCCUUCAGUGGAGCAUGAGAAACCAGCUCGACCGGAGGGCCAGAAGGCCAUGAACUGGAAGGAGAGCUUCCAGAUGGGAAGCAAGAGUAGCCCCCCCUCCCCCUAUGUGGGAUUCUCUGGAAACAGCAAAGACAGUCGCCGAGGCACCUCUGAGCUAGACAGACCCCUGCAGGGGACACUCACCCUUCUGAGGUCUGUGUUUCGGAAGAAGGAGAACAGGAGGAAUGAGAGGGCAGAGGUCUCUCCACAAGUGCCCCCCGUCUCCCUGGUGAGUGGCAGGCUGAGUCCUGCCAUGGACGGGCAGGUUCCAGGCUCACCUCCUGCCCUCAGGAUCCCAGAGGGCCUGGCCAGGGGCCUGGGCAGCCGGCUUGAGAGGGAUGUGUGGUCAGCUCCUAGUUCUCUCCGCCUCCCUCGUAAAGCCAGCAGGGCCCCGAGAGGUAGUGCACUGGGCAUGUCACAAAGGACUGUUCCAGGGGAGCAGGCUUCUUAUGGCACAUUUCAGAGGGUCAAAUACCACACUCUUUCUUUAGGUCGAAAGAAAACCUUACCUGAGUCCAGCUUUUGAUGGAGCGUUAUCAGUAUUGUGUGACGCUGGCGUUCUUGGGACUUUGCCAAGUAACUGUAGGCAGCUUGUGUUGAAAGUGGGUUUCCAGGAAGCCAGUUGUCUUGUAAUCCCUUAAAAAUUUUUUUUGUGUGUGUGUGUGUCGGGGGGGUCUCCAUAUCUAGACUUCUAACACCCAAGGUCCACAUAACCCAAGGUCCAAAACCUUCCUGUAUCAUUGGGUGCUUUGCUACAGUCUGGCCACUAGAGGAUGCUAUUGGGUCAGUAUUACCAGUUUCAGGGCAAGAACUGAUACCUACUAAAGAGCUUUGGAUAUGGGCAAACAAAGUGAGCCUGGUUAAUAAGAAUCUUCAAUGUCAUGUCAAAUACUGUCAUUGGCUUUUCCUUUUUCUUUCUUUCUUUGUUUUUAAACAUGGUGGACUUAAAUAAAAAUAUUUUAUUUUUAAUGCUUUUCUGGGAUAAGCAUUAAAGAUACCAAAAAAAGAGAAAAAAACAAAAGAAUGAUAGUGAUGGUAAGCCAAGAUUCUAGCAGAGAGAGAUGGGAGAUAAAUGGCUGAGAGUUCAGGUGAAUAUUUAAUAUAUUACAAAUUGUAUUAAAGUUUUUCAAGGUAUUUUAAAAAUAACUAUUUUGAUACUAGAAAAAAAUGUUCAUUUUUUUAAUUUAAAUAUGAGAUCUAUGUACAAUUUUAAUAAAAUCCUGUCCAUGAAA